AGCGUUAAUCGAUAGACGCUUGUUGACAUCGGACAAUUUGUGAUCAGCGAAAAGUUCUCACAAAAUACGUGGCUUACGCAUCGUAUUUUCGCGCUAAUUCUAAAUAGUAAUGUUCUUCGCCAGAUAGCCGUUAAUUUAACAACACACAAUAUGUUGGCACUGUUGUUGCAAUUGUUUUGUUAUCUUGUCGCAUUCAUAUUGGCCACCGUGUUGUUGAUGGUGUUGGUUUUGUUAUACAAAACAAAACCAUAUCCAAUUAUAACACGACACAAGGAUGAAAAGUUCUAUUUGGAUCCGAAAACGAUAAAAACAAUUGAAUUUCCCAGUUUGGAUGAACCGCCCACCUUGGAGCUGAGCGUCAUUGUGCCGGCCUACAAUGAGGAGCAACGACUGCCUGCCAUGCUCGAUGAGUGCCUGAGCUUUCUCGAUGAGAAGGCCGCCAGAGAAACGGAGUUUAGCUAUGAGGUGAUCAUUGUCAGCGAUGGCAGCAGCGAUGCCACAGUUUCUGUGGCCCUCAAAUAUUCCAAGCUGCAUGGUGCGGAUAAAUUUCGUGUGUUGGAGCUUGUCCAGAAUCGUGGCAAGGGCGGCGCUGUACGUCUGGGCAUGCUCAGUGCCCGUGGCCGGCAAUUACUCUUCGCCGAUGCCGAUGGUGCAACGAAAUUUGCCGACUAUGAUAAACUGGCAGAGGCAUUGACCAGUUUGGCGCCCGAAUGGCGUCACGAUGGCAUCGCCAUUGGUUCACGUGCUCAUCUCGAGGAUGAGUCAAUUGCAACGCGUAGCUUUUUUCGCACAAUUUUAAUGCAUGGCUUUCAUACGCUUGUCUGGAUAUUUGCGGUGAGAUCGGUGCGAGAUACACAAUGUGGCUUCAAGCUAUUUACACGUGCAACCGCACGUAAACUAUUCAAUAGUUUGCACGUGCAACGUUGGGCCUUUGAUGUGGAGCUACUUUAUCUGGCUGAACGUCUCCGUCUGCCCAUGGUCGAGGUGGCUGUGCGCUGGACAGAGAUAGAUGGCUCCAAAUUGUCGCCAUUCUGGUCGUGGCUGCAAAUGGGCAUUGAUCUCUUUAUGAUUUGGCUGCGUUAUUUAAUCGGCGCUUGGCGCAUAGCUGCCAGUCAGAAGAAGGAGAAUUAAAAAAAAAUAAAAAAAGAACGUCAGCGACGAA
Messenger RNA from Drosophila grimshawi, 1162 nucleotides. RefSeq names its product dolichyl-phosphate beta-glucosyltransferase (gene wol). The record is from RefSeq and is a predicted model, not a curated record. Lineage: Eukaryota; Metazoa; Arthropoda; Insecta; Diptera; Drosophilidae. The transcript is spliced from 4 exons. The coding region runs from base 151 to 1131 and encodes 326 amino acids. Gene Ontology annotation, cellular component: endoplasmic reticulum membrane.